CAGACGUAUAAGUGAUAUGCUUGAGAGUUGCUGUCUGAGUAGCGCUACAUAACUUCCACGUCAUUGAUUUCUCCGUGUGUGGAAUACACUUUUCAACCUGUACUCCGAGUAAGGGAACUCGCGUCCUGGUUGGGGAUGUCAACCGUGGCUCUUCUUCAGAUGUAUUGGGGCGGCAUGUGCAUGUAUUUUCGUGACAUAACUACCCUUGGGAAAGCAGGAGUUGUCUUCUUGGCAUCAGCGUCUCUACUGACAUUCCUACACAAGUUAACGUACAGGAACAAAUCUAUCCCUGGUCCCUGGGGGCUACCUUUAAUUGGCCAUCUGCCUUUUCUUGGUAAAAAGCCAUUUCUGACUUUUAUGAACAUGAGAAAGAUCUAUGGAGAUCUCAUCAAGUUGCAGUUUGGAGCAUGGCCAACAGUAGUGAUCCACGGGAAGCUGAUCAAGGAGGCGCUUUCUACCAAAGGUGAUGCUUUCUCUGGUCGACCACAGUUCUUCUCAUCAGUGUCCGUUCAAAAUGGCAAAAGUCUAUCUUUCGGAAAAUUCGACAUAUCCUGGAAAUUGCACAGGCGCAUAGCAAAUAAAUCCUUCCAAGCAUUCGCUAAUGCACGAAGCAAUCCUAUUGAAGAAAUUAUAAACGAGGAGGUGAGCUAUAUUUUGGAGGAGUUUGAGAGGUACAACGGCCGAGCGUUUGAUCCACACGAUCACAUUUACAUUGCAUUGGGGAGUGUGAUAUAUCAGAUCUGUUAUGGAAGGAAAGGCAAUGUCAGGGCAGACAAGGACUUCUGUGAGUACAUUCUGCACACUCAGGACUUCUCUACAUUCGUUACUGCUGGGAAUCCAGUUGAUAUUUUCCCAUGGUUACGGCAUUUCAUGAAGGAGAGGAUCAACAAGUUCAAAGAUCUUCUAUCGAAGGGACAUCUGAUCCGCAGAGAAAGGAUUCGGGACCACCUGGAAACAUUCUCCUCUGAUAAUCUCCGGGAUGUUGCAGACAGUCUAAUUAAUGAGUCAAGACAAUUAACAGAAGAGGACAAGGCAAAUGGUAUGAGUGAAGAACGGGUUCAGGAUACAAUUGGAGAUCUGUUUGCUGCUGGGUUUGAUACAGUGGCUACUACGACUAUGUGGACAAUGCUUCUUCUUGCGAAGACCCCGCGAGUCCAAAAGAAAAUACAGGAGGAGCUAGACGCUGUCGUUGGUAUGUCCAGACGUCCAACCUUGGCCGAUAGACGUAAUUUGGUGUACACCGAAGCAACCAUUCAUGAAAUUCUACGCAUCAUCAACCUCACACCGCUGUCUACACCGCAUGCAACCACUGAGGAUGUGGAACUGGCUGGGUACACCAUCAAGAAGGAUACUCUGGUGUUUCUUAAUCUGUUUUCAUUGAGUCAUGAUGAGGAGGUGUGGGGAGACCCCGAGGCAUUCCGACCAGAGCGUUUCUUGAAGGAGGAUGGCCAGAUUGACUCUCGUCUCGUGGACAACUAUCUUCCUUUCUCUGCAGGACGUCGACGAUGCAUGGGAGAGUUCCUAGCAAGGAUAGAGCUCUUCUUAAUCAUUUCAGGUUUUCUACAAAGAUGUACUUUUGUCAAACCUAAAGAUGUGGAUGAGUACACCAUGGAUUGCACAUUCGGCUUGAACCAGAAACCUCUUCCUUACAAAGUAGAGGUCCAAUUUAGGAUGUAGAAAACCCUUCAUUUCUGGUUUUCUACAAUGAAGUGCACAAUUACAUUAUCAACUGUAACUUCGAAUUUGACCAGAUUCAUCUUCGUUGUAAGUUGCGGUCCAAUUCUGUACAUAGUGGUGUGUAACAAUACUAUUUAGACAGAAAGAUGAUUUCAAUUACUUUUCUUGGCAAUCUCAUUAAAAUCAGACCUUAGUUCUCGCUACCGCUAAACAAAGAUCUGAGGACAUCCCAUUAUGCGUCACGUCAGACCGACCUUGCGCGAACUUUUACCGACCAAUAGAA
Messenger RNA from Haliotis rufescens (red abalone), 1960 nucleotides. RefSeq names its product cytochrome P450 1A1-like. The transcript is spliced from 2 exons. Gene Ontology annotation, molecular function: heme binding; steroid 17-alpha-monooxygenase activity; iron ion binding. The record is from RefSeq and is a predicted model, not a curated record. Bases 136 to 1677 code for a protein of 513 amino acids. Lineage: Eukaryota; Metazoa; Mollusca; Gastropoda; Lepetellida; Haliotidae. Gene Ontology annotation, biological process: progesterone metabolic process; hormone biosynthetic process.